ACGAAGCGAAGGGCGGAGGGGAGGGGCAGGCGGCGCCCAGGAGGCAGGCACCGGGCCGCGGGCCAAGACGACCGGGGUCACAAUUUGGGUUUGCAGCGAAAAUGCUUUCAGAACAGACAGUAGCCCUGGGGACAGGAUGGGAGUCAAUGAAUGUCCAGCUGGAUGGAGCAGAGCCCCAGGUGGAAAGGGGAAGCCAAGGAGAGGGGCCAUGGAGAACGGCACCAGGGCCACUGGAACACCUGUGCUGUGACCUUGAAGAAGAGCCACAGUCCCUUCAGGAAAAGGCUCAGUCGGCUCCCUGGGUCCCUGCCAUUCCCCAGGAGGGAAGCACCGGAGAUUGGGAGAUGGCAGCAGCACUUCUUGCAGCCGGAUCACAGGGCCUGGUAACCAUCAAGGAUGUGUCAUUGUGCUUCUCUCAGGAGGAAUGGCGGAGCUUGGACCCUUCUCAGACAGACUUUUAUGGAGAAUAUGUCAUGCAGGAAAACUGUGGGAUCGUGGUCUCUCUAAGAUUUCCAAUUCCUAAGCUGGACAUGCUUUCUCCACUAGAAGGAGGGGAAGAACAAUGGGUCCCUGACACGCAGGACUUAGAGGAGAGGGACAUCCUGAGGGUAACAUAUACAGGAGAUGGAAGUGAGCAGGAAGGGGAUACCCCGGAACUAGAAGCAGAACCUCCCAGAAUGUUAUCUAGUGUGUCUGAAGAUACUGUUCUCUGGAACCCAGAGCAGGAGGAGAGCUGGGAUUCCAUGUCCAGAAGCUCCAGAGGAAUGCUCCUGGGGCCACCUUUUCUUCAGGAAGAUAGCUUCUCAAGUCUCCUGUGUAACACAGAGAUGGAUUCCCUGUUAAGACCGCACACAUGCCCCCAGUGUGGGAAACAGUUUGUGUGGGGCUCCCACCUUGCCAGGCACCAGCAAACUCACACAGGGGAGAGGCCCUAUAGCUGCCUCAAGUGUGAGAAGAGCUUUGGGCGAAGACAUCACUUGAUUCGGCACCAGAAAACCCACCUACAUGACAAGCCCAGCAGGUGCUCUGAGUGUGGAAAGAAUUUCCGAUGCAACUCCCACCUGGCCAGCCACCAGAGAGUGCAUGCUGAAGGCAAAUCCUGCAAAGGCCAAGAAGUCGGAGAGAGCCCUGGGGCUAGGAAACGGCAGCGCACUCCACCGGUGCCCAAGUGCCACGUGUGCACUGAGUGUGGGAAGAGCUUUGGCCGACGGCACCAUCUGGUGAGACACUGGCUGACCCAUACUGGGGAGAAGCCCUUCCAGUGCCCUCGCUGUGAGAAGAGCUUUGGCCGUAAACAUCACUUGGACAGGCACCUGCUGACCCACCAGGGACAAAGUCCCCGGAGCAGCUGGGACAGAGGGACAUCUGUCUUUUGAAUUCUGUUUCUGCUGUAGCUGUGGUCAUAUCUAUCAGCUGGUGCUACCAGGAGCCUCUGCCAGAGCUGCCCCUCUCCUGCCCCCAAUGGCCAGGAUCAUGAGCCCUGGCUUUAUCCCAGAAAGAUGAAGUUUCUGCAUUGGCCAGAGCACUUUUCACCAGUUCUGUGAGAUACUACAUAAAAUGGAGUUUUUGGGAAAAACUUUUGGGAAACAAUGCUUACUACAUGGGCUGACAUUCAGCCUGAGCCCAUUCUCAAGGGUACAGCCGUACCAGUGGUUUAUGGCUGAGGUCCAUUUUGAUUGAUUGGAGCCUGUGCCAUACCAGUUAUUAAAUAUUUUGAGUAUCGCUACUGUGUACUAUAACUUAUAUUCUCUUUAUAUAUAUAUAUAUAUAUAUAUGGAGAGAGAGAGAAAGACCAUGUUGGCAUAUUAAAGGCUCUGAAAGUUUAUGCAAUAGAUUAUAUUGUUAAGCCUCUUAAUGCAGUGUUUCCUAAAUGUAUUUAACCUCAGUAUUCUUUCUAUCUCACAUCUCACAGAACUGGUGACUCCAUGAAACACUCUGGUGAACACUGGGUUAGAAUAAUGAGGAAACAGGAAAGAGCCCCCCUUUUUUAUCCAAUUGAAAGCUGAGGGGAAGAUCUCAUUCCUUUGUGGGUCCAUCACCUUUACCCCUGUCAUCUGAAUAUACAUCCACACCUCUCACCCCCACCUGCCGAAAAAUAGAAACAAUAACCUUUUCAUCCCUUACUCCUACUCCCUUUAUCCUGCACAUACAUAUAUCCAGCUGAGAUCAUACUACCAUGCUAAGAGAUGGACCUUAUACUUCCAAGUAAUCCAGACUCAUACAGAAGAAAAAACUUUAUCCCCUUGGAUAGUCCCCUCUUCUCUUGACUGUGUCUUUAUGUGUCUGUGUGUAUCUGUGUGCAGGGUCUUUGAAGAGAGCAUGCAAAGUGCAAACUGUAAAAGUUAGAUUUUCUACAGGCUGUGUUCUGGUGAUGAGGGUAGUGAGAAUUGUAUGAGUUUUUGUUUUGUUUCAAGAUAGGAAGUAAGUUGAGUGAUUAAGGGAUCCCUAGUGGGAAGGGUUAAGGGUAGUAUUGUGGGAGUUGAGGUAUAACGCCUUCUUGAAUGUCACUGAGAUCAAGACAACUGGAUAUAUAUGUCUAGGUCUGAAUCUCUGGGCCACAGAUUCUUUUUGCUUGGAUGGAGAGAGAAAGAAACAUCCUCAGUGAGGUGAGCAUUUUCUUGUUGAUUUCAAGCAAGAUACAUAAAGAAGUUUUGUGCUGAGUGGGUUUUUUUUUUUUUUUGUCUUAAGUGCUGGGAAAUUAGGGCAGGAAUCACAGUGCUUAUAGGUUGUGGUCAUUACUCUUGUUUGACCUUGAUUGCCUCAUCAAGGGGGCAGAGUUAUUCUUGAGGAUUUUUUUCUCCCUGAAACAGAACUUUAGGGGAAAUGGCUGUGAUUUAGCUUUUCAGCUGAGGCAGGGUAAUGAGCUUUCCAUUUGGUUUUCCUCACAAUUCUGGGAAGGUGUCCAUGCUAAGAUUCUUAACUCCAGGACUUGCAUAAGUAUUCUAGCGUCUGUUAAUUGAUGAGUUGGUCAUUGUUUCUCUUUAUUGAUGAUGUGUUAAUACCAAUCUUAUAAUUUAAAAAUUAUCUUGUAUGUAAGAGCAGUUUGGGGUUAGAGAGAGAGGGGAGCAAAGAGCAUGAAAGUGGAUAUUUUCUCUUUAAUGCUUAGAUUCCGUUUUUUGUUUUUUUUUUUCUUAACACACUUAUUGUUCAACCACGCUUGGUGGAAUUAACCAGAGAGGUAAGAAAGAAGUGAGCUGCAAUGGUCUAGUUUAAUGACUGUCCUAUUUGCUUAGGAAAAAUGGGGUGAAUCACAGUUCCUCAGAGCCCUGGAUGCAUAUGGGGCUGAAAAUAGGGUCAUUUUGUUGAAAGGAUUUCUUAGAGUGGAUUUGACUUGAUCAAUCCAGUCCCUGCCUUCUGCUGCUCAGAACAGCCUGCCUUCUUUGCCUAGAAUGCCCUUCUCUUAUUUAUGUUCAUAUGAAUAGAGCAGAUUGGCCAGCCCUUUAUAAGGCAGCCUUGUCCUAGAUCCUCAGAGACAGGAGUGUUUUAGGAUCAGUAAUAGGAGAUGCUCCAAGUAAUAGGAAAGUAUUGCAUGUAAAACUGGACUAUGCCAUUUCUUUUACCCUCCCACUAUGCCUUAUUCAGUCAUGCAAAUCAGCUCUAUUAAGCAAUGGUUUAGAACUUCUUUUGGAUCACAGACUCUUUUGAGAAUCUUAAAAACCAGGAACUCAUUUUUGAAAAAAUAUACAUUAGCAGUUCACUCAGUUUUCCAUACACAUUUAGCAGGUUCAGAACCUAUCCAUGGAAUCACUUAAACUGGGGUCAAAGAAAGGGUAUGAUCAUUAUAUAUUUGUCUCAAAAAUGACAAGGCAAGGGUCAUUAAAUACUUUAAGGAAUAAGAUACCAGAGGCAGUAGGACAUAAGGAUAGAGUAUGGUCCAAAAUGACUAGAAGGGUAUUACUUACAAUCUACUCUUUUUUUUAAAGAUGUGGUACGCUAACAAAUCCAGCUCCUCACCCACCUUGUUUUAAAGACUUAUAGGAGGUGACUCGCCAUACUGUCAGAUCACACCUCUUAAUAACCAGAUGCUAACCUCCAGUCUUUGAUCUGUUUUAUUAAUUGUAAGGAUAGAAAGCGAAGCCCCUAAAGUGCAGGUGCAGUCGUAGCACCCAAGUGUAUGCCAUGGAGUCUAUGGCCUCCUGCCGAAGGGCAUCCCUUUAGGUCAUUUCUGGUAUACCACUGUCUUCUCUACCUCGUCCAAUAACACUCCCCUUGGGCAGAAAAUAAAAUAAGCAACAGCCAUCAGAUGGGUGGGUAGAUUUGAAUGAUUUUUUUUUACAGGGAAUCAGCCUCAAACUCCCAUCUCUCUCCCAACUCUCUCUGCCACAUGUCUACCCUAACAGUUUUAAAUAAAAAAUGUCUCUGUGUUUUCUCUGGGCAAAAUGUAAAAUAGAGAAGUCCCACAUAAGGAACCUGUCACCUUUUCCCUCUGUGGUGCCUCUACUCUAUUCAGGACCCAAUAAUCUUCCCCUUUUCAUCCCAUCAAAGUAUCUCUGUAGCCCUGGCCAGGUUUGACUCAGUAGUUAGAAGUAGACCC
Messenger RNA from Molossus molossus (Pallas's mastiff bat), 4534 nucleotides. RefSeq names its product zinc finger protein 641 (gene ZNF641). Bases 102 to 1376 code for a protein of 424 amino acids. Lineage: Eukaryota; Metazoa; Chordata; Mammalia; Chiroptera; Molossidae. The transcript has 6 exons. Gene Ontology annotation, biological process: negative regulation of transcription by RNA polymerase II; regulation of immune system process; regulation of cytokine production. The record is from RefSeq and is a predicted model, not a curated record.